AUGGCGGGCCAGGUGGUGGGCCUCCUGAGGGAGGUGGAGAGGCUGGAGGAGCCCCUGGAGGAGCUUCGCGCCCUCCAUUCCGCCCUGCAGGCCCUGCCCACCAACCUGCUGAGGGAGCAGGCGGAGGAACUCCGGCUGGGGCAUCUCUUCCGGCUGCUGAACGUGAAUCACAGGGAACAGACUGCUUUGUGUGUGUCCAUUUUGGAGCGGUGUCUUCAAGCCAUGGAGCCGCUGCAUAUAGCCCGAAACCUCAGGGAAGAACUUCAUAGAGGACUUUCCCAUCCAGAUGAUUCCGUUAAGAUUCUCACGUUGAGCCAGGUUGAAAGAAUCGUUGAAAAUUCUGAUGCUGUUUCUGAGAUUCUCAAUAAUCCUGAACUAUUGAAACAAGUCAUUUAUUGCAUUGGUGAUGAGAAAUUAGCUGUGGCUAAAGCGGUCAUUAAAUCCCUGUCAAGAAUAUCCUUGACCCAAGCUGGAAUGGAGUGUUUAUUUGAAAGCAACCUCUUAGAUGAUUUAAAGAAUGUUAUGAAAACAAGUGACAUUGUACGAUACAGAGUUUAUGAGCUAAUAGUAAAGAUUUCUUCUGUGUCAGCAGAGUCUUUGAACUACUGCACUAACACUGGAUUAGUUACACAACUCAUCAGAGAACUGACUGGAGAAGAUGUGCUAGUCAGAGCUACCUGUAUAGAAAUGAUAACUUCCCUGGCACACGCUCCUCAUGGGCGACAAUACCUUGCCCAAGAAGGAAUCAUAGAUAAGAUUUCUAACAUCAUUGUUGGUGCCGAUUCGGAUCCUUUUUCCAGUUUCUAUUUGCCAGGUUUCGUGAAGUUUUUUGGAAAUCUGGCUAUUGUGGAUAGUCCUCAACAGAUAUGUGAGAGAUACCCUGUUUUUUUAGAAAAAGUCUUUGAAAUGGCAGAAGGCCAGGACCCCACCAUGAUAGGUGUGGCCGUGGACACCAUAGGAAUACUGGGCUCGAAUGUGGAAGGGAAGCAGGUCUUACAGAAAACAGGAAGUCGAUUUGAGCACCUGCUAACGAGAAUAGGCCACCAGGCGAAGAAUGCCCCAACUGAACUAAAAAUUCGCUGUUUAGAUGCAGUUUCUUCCCUCUUUCAUUUACCACCAGACCAACAGACAGAAGAUCUCCUAAGGAUGACUGAAUCCUGGUUCUCAUCCUUAACCCGGGAGCCACUGGAACUCUUCAGGGGCAUCAGCACCCAGCCCUUUCCUGAACUGCACUGUGCAGCUUUAAAAGUAUUCACUGCCAUUGCAAACCAGCCCUGGGCUCAGAAGCUGAUGUUCAGCAGCCCGGGAUUUGUGGAGUAUGUUGUGGAUCGAUCUGUAGAGCAUGAUAAACCUUCAAAGGAUGCCAAAUACGAACUGGUGAAAGCACUUGCAAAUUCCAAAACAACUGCAGAAAUCUUUGGGAAUCAAUACUAUUUAAAGCUCAGGUCUUACCUGAGUGAGGGGCCAUAUUAUGUCAAGCCAGUUUCCACUACAGCUGUAGAAGGGGCAGAGUAAUGUCUCUAUACCCAUUUACAUGAACCAACAAUGAUUGAAGUAGCUUUCAGAGUCAUGAAUUUAUUCACUUUUAGUUCAAGCAUCUGAGACAGGAAAUAACUUUUGGGUACGCCUGCACGUUUUUUGAGUAUCAUGGUAUAUAUGGCAGCUUGUUUGCUAAGCGUUUGUUGUGAAACAGUCCUGAAAUACCUUGCAGAAUGGGUUGUAAGCACUUUGAUACAAUUUGGAAGUUUGUUUUUUUUUACUUUUCAGAGAAAAAGAUUUGGUCUUUUAUUUGAACGAAGGAAUUUUCACGUUCUUACCAUACCCAUGUAGUCUUGCCAAAACAAGAUUAUAACAAAUAGGAGCAUAGCCACAAAGACUGGAAAAUGUUGUAACAAUGUGGAAUUUUUUUUUAAUUCAUGUAUCCACUGGCAGAGUCUGGUUUAAUUUCAAAGGGAAUCUAAUUACAUUCUGAAUUUUCUUCAGUCUUGGGCAUUAGAUUACUUUUAAAUCUACUUUGAAACAACUGGAUGUAAAUAUUUUUUGGUUAUAGAGACUGUGGAAAAAUUAUGUUCUCUAUACUUCGUAAUAAGAUUAAACUAAUGAUUUUGAAUUACA
Messenger RNA from Tachyglossus aculeatus (Australian echidna), 2115 nucleotides. It is a transcript of the gene PSMD5, whose product is annotated as proteasome 26S subunit, non-ATPase 5. Gene Ontology annotation, biological process: proteasome assembly. The coding region runs from base 1 to 1515 and encodes 504 amino acids. NCBI's taxonomy places the organism in Eukaryota, Metazoa, Chordata, Mammalia, Monotremata, Tachyglossidae. The transcript has 10 exons. The record is from RefSeq and is a predicted model, not a curated record. Gene Ontology annotation, cellular component: cytosol.